Cordyceps fumosorosea ARSEF 2679 is the source of this 1053-nucleotide messenger RNA. RefSeq names its product NADP-dependent leukotriene B4 12-hydroxydehydrogenase. The transcript has 2 exons. The coding region runs from base 1 to 1053 and encodes 350 amino acids. Gene Ontology annotation, molecular function: oxidoreductase activity, acting on the CH-CH group of donors, NAD or NADP as acceptor. NCBI's taxonomy places the organism in Eukaryota, Fungi, Ascomycota, Sordariomycetes, Hypocreales, Cordycipitaceae. The record is from RefSeq and is a predicted model, not a curated record.
AUGGCGCCUAGCAAGACCCUCAUCUUCAAGCAGAUCCCCAAGGGCCUGCCCGUGCCCGGCCAGGACCUCGUCGUCGAGACGCGCGAGGUCGACCUGGAGACGCCUCCCCCCGGCGGCCUCGUCCUCGAGGUCCUCGAGGCCUCCUACGACCCCUACCUCCGCGGCCGCAUGCGCGAGCCCACCACCAAGUCCUACUCGCCCGCCUUCGCCAUCAACGACCCCGUCACCAACGCCACCCUCUCCAAGGUCCUCAAGAGCGACAACCCCAACUUUAAUGUGGGAGACUUUGUCCGCGCGCACACGCCCAUCGCCGAGUACGUGCGCCUCGACGAGCCCGCCAAGUUCUUCGCCUUCAAGGUCACCAACCCGCACUCCCUCGACCUCUCCUACUUCCUCGGCCCGCUCGGCAUGUCCGGCCUGACCGCCUGGUCCAGCCUGUACAAGAUCGGCCAGCCCAAGAAGGGCGAGACCAUCUUCGUGAGCUCCGCGGCGGGCUCGGUGGGCCAGAUCGUCGGCCAGAUCGCCAAGCACGAGGGCCUGACGGUGAUCGGGUCGGUCGGGUCCGACGACAAGCUCGACUUCAUCACCAAGGAGCUCGGCUUCGACGCGGGCUUCAACUACAAGAAGGAGAAGCCGGCGGAGGCGCUGCCGCGGCUGGCGCCGCAGGGCAUCGACAUCUACUACGAGAACGUCGGCGGGGAGCACCUCGCGGCCGCGCUGGACAACAUGAACGUCGGCGGGCGCAUCCCCGUCUGCGGCAUGAUCAGCGGGUAUAAUCAGCGCGCGGAAGAGCGCGCGAGCAUCAGCAACCUGAUCCAGCUGGUGGCCAAGCAGAUCCUGAUGCAGGGCUUCCUGGUCAACGCGCCGGGCUUCGGGCCGGACUACUUCCGGGAGCACAUGGAGAAGCUGAGCGCGUGGCUGGCGGACGGCACGUUCAAGUCCAAGCUGCACUUCACCGAGGGCAUCGACAACGCGGCCGAGGGCUUCGUGGAUAUGCUGGAGGGCAGGAACUUUGGCAAGGCCAUUCUGAGGAUCAAGUCUCUGGAUCAAUAG